CCCGGCGCGCUGUGGGCUCGGCGCGAUGGCGGCGCCGGUGCAGGGGCACCGAGCGCGGUACAAGAGCCCGGGCGGGCCGCCCUGGAGGGAGACGUACCGCAGGCGCUGCAUAGAGCGGCUGAGGAGCAGCCGGGCCAAGCUGCUGGAUCGCUACCGCCAGGCCGGGGACGGGGCGUGCGGGGCAGCCCCGGGCGCGCUGCUGGUGCAGGAGGUGAUGGAGCAGGAAUGGCAGGAGCUGCGGCACAGGCUGCCCGGCCUCGGCGGAGAGCAGCCCAUGGAGCAGAUGCUGGAGGACCCUGAUGAGCUGGCAGUGCUUGAAGAGAUCCAACAAGAACUGAUCUUGCAAGAGCAGUUGGUCAUCGAGGAGUACGAGCGGAGCCUGCGCUUCGAUGAGGAAUGUCUCAAUGCCAUGCUGGACGGCCUGGAUGCCACUGACAGGGUCAUCUGCCCUGUAUGUAGGAAGAAUAAUCUGACCGUGAAGGCUCACUUGGUUUGUUGCCAGUGUGGAUUGUACAUCAGCACACAGGAUAUGACAGAAGGGAAGCUUCGGUCACUGCUGGAAAGCACCUUGACAGAGCACAGUCAGAGGUGCCUGCACAGCCCUGAGUUCACAGUCACCAGUGGCAUGGAGGAGGAAGCCAGUCUGCUGAUGAGCUGCCCUGUCUGUGACUCCUGGAUGAUUCUCCUCUAAGGUGGAUGAGCUGCUGCUUUACUUCUGGAAUACUUCAAUACUAAACUUUACCCAGAGCUGCUAGGACAAUUGUGUACAUAUUUCUAACUGCUGUGUCAAAAAGACACUUCAAAAGGCACAGUAUUGCCUUGACCUGCACUUUUAACCACACAGGACAUGUUUUGAAAUAAAUAUAUUUAGUUUA
Molecule: messenger RNA, 875 nt
Organism: Haemorhous mexicanus (house finch)
Lineage: Eukaryota; Metazoa; Chordata; Aves; Passeriformes; Fringillidae
Gene: RPAIN
Product: RPA interacting protein
Exons: 7
Coding region: 26-691 (221 amino acids)
Biological process (GO): protein import into nucleus
Cellular component (GO): nucleus; PML body
Source: RefSeq, a predicted model, not a curated record